Messenger RNA from Neomonachus schauinslandi (Hawaiian monk seal), 8127 nucleotides. RefSeq names its product cytoplasmic linker associated protein 1 (gene CLASP1). Gene Ontology annotation, biological process: mitotic spindle assembly. Gene Ontology annotation, cellular component: spindle microtubule; cytoplasmic microtubule; mitotic spindle. The coding region runs from base 364 to 5046 and encodes 1560 amino acids. The transcript is spliced from 41 exons. Gene Ontology annotation, molecular function: kinetochore binding; microtubule binding. The record is from RefSeq and is a predicted model, not a curated record. NCBI's taxonomy places the organism in Eukaryota, Metazoa, Chordata, Mammalia, Carnivora, Phocidae.
CAAGCGCUUAACCUCAUUGGGGUGGAGAAGGCGGCGGCUGUCUGGACGGCAGCUGCAACAGUAGCGAAUAAUACGACUAAUGGACUGCUGAAUUAUGAAGAAUUUCAGACCCAAUAGUAGAACCUCACUUGGCCACUCACUCCUUUAUCUUCUACUAGUUAUUUAAAUUGGACUUUUAAUAUCCUACCAGCUGCUCUUCAGACACACAUGGUGCAUUGUUGCCAUUCCCCGGAUUGCAUCUUUGAAACACAGGCUCUUAGUAGCUUUCAGCGAACAAAGAGGCAACCUCCUGGGUACAUUUACUGGGAGGGUGUCACCCUGACUGCCCUCUAGCUUCUGCCGGAUCUGGAUUUGAAUUCCACCAUGGAGCCUCGCAUGGAGUCCUGCCUGGCACAGGUGUUGCAGAAGGAUGUGGGGAAACGACUGCAGGUUGGCCAAGAACUUAUAGACUAUUUCUCAGACAAACAGAAGUCUGCUGACCUUGAACAUGACCAGACCAUGUUAGAUAAACUUGUGGAUGGGCUUGCUACCUCUUGGGUGAACUCUAGCAAUUACAAGGUGGUUCUUCUCGGCAUGGACAUCCUGUCCGCGCUGGUCACCCGGCUGCAGGAUCGGUUCAAGGCGCAGAUUGGCACAGUGCUGCCAAGUUUAAUAGACAGACUGGGAGACGCUAAAGACUCUGUGCGAGAGCAAGACCAGACUCUGCUGCUGAAGAUCAUGGAUCAAGCUGCUAAUCCCCAGUAUGUGUGGGACCGAAUGCUGGGAGGCUUCAAGCACAAGAAUUUCCGGACUCGGGAAGGCACGUGCCUCUGCCUUGUUGCCACACUCAAUGCCUCUGGAGCACAUACUUUAACACUAAGCAAGAUUGUGCCACAUAUAUGUAAUUUACUUGGAGAUCCAAACAGCCAGGUUCGAGACGCAGCAAUAAACAGCUUAGUGGAGAUUUACAGACACGUGGGAGAACGUGUGAGGGCAGACCUCAGUAAAAAAGGAUUGCCGCAGUCCCGGUUGAAUGUAAUUUUUACAAAAUUUGAUGAAGUCCAAAAAUCUGGAAACAUGAUACAAUCAGCAAACGAUAAAAAUUUUGAUGAUGAAGAUUCUGUGGAUGGUAAUAGACCUUCCUCUGCUAGUUCUACAUCGUCCAAAGCUCCGCCCAGCUCACGGAGAAACGUUGGAAUGGGGACCACCCGCCGGCUUGGGUCAUCCACUCUCGGAUCCAAGUCUUCAGCUGCAAAAGAAGGAGCUGGUGCUGUUGAUGAAGAGGACUUUAUUAAAGCAUUUGAUGAUGUACCUGUAGUGCAGAUUUAUUCCAGCCGAGACCUUGAGGAAUCCAUAAACAAGAUUAGGGAAAUAUUAUCUGACGACAAGCAUGAUUGGGAGCAAAGAGUAAAUGCUCUAAAAAAGAUAAGAUCUUUACUUUUGGCUGGUGCUGCUGAGUAUGAUAACUUCUUUCAACAUUUGCGUCUGUUGGAUGGAGCCUUUAAACUAUCUGCUAAGGACCUGCGGUCUCAGGUAGUGCGGGAGGCUUGUAUCACGUUGGGGCAUCUGUCAUCAGUUCUGGGAAAUAAGUUUGACCAUGGAGCUGAAGCCAUUAUGCCAACUAUCUUUAAUUUAAUUCCAAAUAGUGCCAAAAUUAUGGCCACAUCCGGUGUUGUAGCUGUUAGGUUAAUCAUUCGGCACACACACAUCCCUAGGCUAAUACCUGUCAUAACAAGCAACUGUACCUCUAAGUCUGUCGCAGUUAGAAGGCGCUGUUUUGAAUUUUUAGAUUUACUUUUACAAGAGUGGCAGACACAUUCACUGGAACGACAUAUAUCAGUAUUAGCCGAAACAAUAAAGAAGGGAAUACAUGAUGCGGAUUCCGAAGCAAGGAUAGAAGCCAGAAAGUGCUACUGGGGUUUUCACAGUCACUUCAGCAGAGAAGCAGAGCACUUGUACCACACCCUCGAGUCCUCCUACCAGAAGGCCCUGCAGUCCCACCUGAAGAACUCCGACAGCAUCGUGUCUCUGCCCCAGUCCGACCGCUCAUCCUCGAGCUCUCAGGAGAGUCUGAACCGGCCACUCUCUGCCAAAAGAAGUCCUACUGGAAGCACCACCUCUAGAGCUUCUACAGUUAGUACCAAAUCCGUGUCAACGACCGGAUCGCUCCAGCGGUCUCGAAGCGAUAUUGACGUGAACGCAGCAGCCAGUGCCAAGUCCAAGGUGUCCUCGGCCUCGGGAGCUACGCCUUUCAGCUCAGCAGCAGCCUUGCCUCCUGGGUCAUACGCAUCCUUAGGUCGGAUCCGCACGAGACGGCAGAGCUCCGGGAGCGCCACCAACGUCGCCACCACGCCUGACAGUCGAGGCCGCAGCCGCGCCAAAGUGGUUUCACAGUCCCAGCGAUCCAGAUCUGCUAAUCCUGCUGGUGCCGGCAGCCGGUCAAGUUCCCCAGGGAAAUUGUUGGGAAGUGGUUAUGGUGGCCUUGCUGGGGGUUCCUCAAGAGGCCCACCUGUGACCCCCUCUUCAGAAAAACGAAGCAAGAUUCCCAGGAGUCAGGGAUGUAGCCGAGAAACAAGUCCAAACCGAAUAGGAUUAGCACGGAGCAGCCGUAUCCCUCGACCCAGCAUGAGUCAGGGGUGCAGCCGUAAUACCAGCUGUGAGAGCAGCCGCGAUACGAGCCCCGCUCGGGGCUUUCCUCCACUCGCCUCUCGACGUCAUUCCAGGUCCACUAGUGCCCUCUCCACUGCUGAAACUGUUGGGCAGUCAGACCGGUUUGGGCUUGGCCAGGCAGGAAGAAUACCUGGCUCUGUGAAUGCCAUGCGAGUUUUGAGCACAAGUACAGACCUUGAAGCUGCUGUUGCCGAUGCUUUGAAGAAGCCUGUGAGGAGGAGGUACGAGCCGUAUGGGAUGUAUUCGGAUGAUGAUGCCAAUAGCGAUGCCUCGAGUGUUUGCUCUGAGCGCUCGUAUGGCUCCAGGAAUGGUGGCAUUCCCCAUUAUCUGCGGCAGACUGAGGACGUAGCAGAAGUUCUCAACCACUGUGCCAGUUCCAACUGGUCAGAAAGGAAAGAAGGGCUUCUAGGCCUGCAGAACUUACUGAAGAGCCAAAGAACACUGAGUCGAGUAGAAUUGAAAAGAUUGUGUGAGAUCUUCACCCGAAUGUUUGCUGACCCUCACAGCAAGAGAGUUUUCAGUAUGUUUUUGGAGACUCUUGUGGAUUUUAUAAUAAUUCAUAAGGAUGACUUGCAAGACUGGCUUUUUGUUCUUCUCACACAAUUACUUAAGAAAAUGGGAGCAGAUUUACUUGGAUCUGUGCAAGCAAAAGUUCAGAAGGCUCUAGAUGUCACCAGGGACUCCUUUCCAUUUGAUCAACAGUUUAACAUUUUGAUGAGAUUUAUUGUGGAUCAAACUCAAACUCCUAACCUCAAGGUCAAAGUUGCAAUCCUGAAGUACAUUGAGUCCCUUGCUCGGCAGAUGGAUCCAACAGAUUUUGUAAACUCUAGUGAGACGAGGCUUGCUGUUUCUAGAAUUAUAACCUGGACGACAGAACCAAAGAGUUCAGACGUGAGAAAGGCAGCACAAAUUGUGCUGAUCUCUCUGUUUGAAUUGAACACUCCUGAAUUUACCAUGUUACUUGGUGCCUUGCCAAAAACAUUCCAGGAUGGUGCCACCAAACUCCUGCAUAACCACCUCAAGAAUGCCAGUAACACCAGUGUGGGCUCUCCGAGCAAUACAAUUGGCCGGACUCCCUCCCGACACACCAGCAGCAGGACCAGCCCCCUGACCUCCCCCACCAACUGUUCCCAUGGGGGCCUAUCUCCCAGUCGGUUGUGGGGUUGGAGUGCCGAUGGCCUAUCGAAGCACCCACCUCCCUUUUCUCAGCCCAACUCCAUUCCCACCGCUCCCUCCCACAAGACUCUCAGGCGUUCUUACUCUCCCAGCAUGCUGGAGUAUGAUACAGAGAACCUGAACUCUGAAGAAAUUUAUAGUUCUCUGCGUGGAGUUACGGAAGCCAUUGAAAAGUUUAGUUUUCGAAGCCAAGAGGAUCUGAAUGAGCCAAUUAAACGGGAUGGCAAGAAGGACUGUGAUAUUGUGUCCCGCGAUGGUGGAGUUGCCUCGCCUGCCACUGAGGGCCGGGGAGGCAGCGAUGUGGUGGAAGGAGGCAGAACAGCUCUGGAUAACAAGACGUCCCUCCUCAACACCCAGCCUCCACGCGCCUUCCCAGGGCCGCGGGUGCGAGACUACAAUCCGUACCCCUACUCCGACACCAUCAACACCUAUGACAAGACAGCCCUGAAGGAGGCCGUGUUUGAUGAUGACAUGGAGCAGCUUCGAGACGUACCCAUUGACCAUUCUGACUUGGUGGCUGACCUUCUGAAAGAGCUGUCCAACCACAACGAGCGGGUGGAGGAACGGAAAGGUGCCCUGCUGGAGCUGCUCAAGAUCACCCGGGAAGACAGCCUGGGCGUCUGGGAGGAACACUUCAAGACCAUUCUGCUCCUGCUGCUGGAGACGCUCGGGGACAAAGAUCAUUCCAUCCGAGCACUAGCAUUGAGAGUUUUACGGGAAAUUCUGAGAAACCAGCCAGCAAGAUUUAAAAACUACGCCGAGCUGACCAUCAUGAAGACUCUGGAAGCUCAUAAAGAUUCCCAUAAGGAGGUAGUGCGUGCGGCCGAGGAGGCGGCGUCCACGCUGGCCAGCUCCAUCCACCCAGAGCAGUGCAUCAAAGUCCUCUGUCCCAUCAUCCAGACGGCCGACUACCCCAUCAACCUCGCCGCCAUCAAGAUGCAGACCAAAGUCGUCGAGAGGAUUGCCAAGGAGUCCUUGUUGCAGCUCCUCGCCGACAUCAUCCCGGGCUUGCUACAGGGUUAUGACAACACCGAAAGCAGCGUGCGUAAGGCCAGCGUGUUUUGCUUAGUGGCAAUUUAUUCUGUAAUUGGAGAAGAGCUGAAACCUCACCUCGCACAGCUCACGGGGAGCAAGAUGAAACUACUAAACUUAUAUAUAAAGAGGGCCCAGACCACGAAUAGUAACAGCAGCUCCUCAUCUGACGUGUCCACACACAGCUAAUGGCAGCGCCGGAGUCUCUUCGUGUAGCCCUAGAAGCAGUCGGUGGUGCCUCUCCGAGACCUUCCCCCACCCUCCCCCGCAUCGGCUGCCCAGUCAGUACAAGGAGGCCCGCAAAUAUUUAUUACAAUCAGUAUUUUGGUCCCUUGCAGCUUCUGUGUAGAAUCUUACUGGUAUUGAAUGUAAAGGAAGCAAGGCCUGUAGUGCAGUCCUCAAAUGGAACAAAUGGAAUAAGAAAAGAGCCAUACUUAAACGCGUCUUGUACAGCCUGCUGAGAUCAUAAAACCAUGUGUGUGGGGUGCAGUUUCAAAAAAUCGGAGCUCUCUGGCCAAUACUUGGUAGAAAGUAGCAUUUUCUCUUAGUUACUAACAUUUGAGGAAGGUAUGUUAAUUUGUGCUUCUCUCUCAUCUUCACUUACUUCCUUCUGGAUACGGCCUGUGAUGCCAGGAAAGGGUCGUACGUCUUUCAGUUGUAUUGUGAGACCUACUAAGAAUGUGCGUCAAGUCUUGGCAAGAAACAGAGAAAAGCCUGAAGACGGUCUUGUAACAACCACGUGGGAUUCUGCUUGUACACGAUCUAGCCUGGAGGCCCAGGGCCCCCUCUGCAGGCUCCUUCCAGGAUGGACUCCCCGCCCCUCUGAACGCUCUACUCGCGAUGUCCCCGCCCAGAGCUUCCAGUCGAAAGAAUUCUUUCUUCCGUUUAAAUCCAAACACAAAAAUCAAGGUAAAUCUGUAGCAGCCGUUCGUGGGUGCCUAAGGUGGCAUUUCAUGAAGCUGGAGGGUACAGAAGAAGGUGCGUGUGUGUGAGUGUUCCACUCCUCAGCUCUUGGGAAAACACUCUGUUAACAGGGCUCCGCCUUGACCCUGGUGCUUGGUGGUUCGGAUUUUUAGACUUAGCGCCCUCUCUUUGCCUCCCCCGCAGCCUCUGCCUCAGCUGCUCAGUUCUGGAGUGUUCUCUGUCAGUCUGGUAAACGGCAACUCUGCCAUCCCGGUUUUGACUUCUUGGUUUAAUAUAGGAGUAAGAUCAAAGAAAAGUCCAGAAAGGCCAAGUAUCAGAAUCUUUUUUUUUUUUUUUUUAAUUUUAUGGACAAAAGUACUUCCUUGCUCAUCUGUUGAAAUAGUCCUUCUUGUUUAAGGAAAAAGUAAUUUGGCGGCUAGCAAAUUGCAGAAAAACAGGAUUUGAAACCCAGUUUCAAAGUCUGUUUCCUUUUCUCCAAUGAGAAAUGAUCAGAGAAACUACCCUUACAAAUUUUUCUUAAGGGUUUGAUUGCUCCAGUAAAAGGAACUCUAGAUUUGGAAUCUGGUUAAAUACAUUUCGAGUAAAAUUCUUAAAGCCAAAUGGAAAUGCUUGAUGUCAUCGCAAAGGCUUCUAUCCUCUGUCUAAAUGGAACUGGUUUUUCCUUCUGGAAAAUGCCUACUCUGGUGGUAUUUUUUUAAUGAGAUGUUUGCUGUUCCGAUGCAGAAUCCCCUGCAGCCUGCAGCCCUGAGAACAGAGACUGUGUGGGGUCCCCGCGGACAUCCACAGACCCCCCUGCUCUGGCCCUCCGCCUUGUGUUGGAAGUUGCGACACCGUAGCACACGUAAACUCAGUUUCAUUCGGAAUUUAUUUUAGAUACUUUAUUUGGAACUAGGCACUGAAAAUGAAGGUCCAGGAACAGUGAAGCCAGGGUGCCUUCACUGAGAGAGAGAGAGAGAGAGAGAGAGCGAGAGCGUGUGUGUGUGUGUGUGUGUGUGUGUGUGUGUGCGCGCGCGCGCAGGGGGUAUCUUGCACAUGGAAGGAAGUACCCCACUGCUGCUGUUGAAGGAACUUCAGGGGUGCAUUUUAAGUGGUUGAAUAUUGACUUAUUUUUGGCUCAGAACAUAGCAGGACCAGGCCUUACUUUCAUUGAUAAAUACCGUUUGUUAAUAUUUCACUAAUGGGAUUUUCUUUUUACACUCGACAAGUGGGUCAGGGCACCUUUUGAUUACUCCUCUGUUGUAGAAACGUGCAUUCUGGCUAGGUUAUUUAUGAGUUCUUUUACACCUGAUGCGUUUGGAAACACCUUCCUCCUUGAACUCUCUGACUCCCUGGUCUCCCGGUCCCCGCCGCCUACAGUUGGGAAGAAUCUUGAACAUUGCCGAGUUGUCCUCACAGUACUCCCAAAGGGCUAGCCUUGAAUGUCACUUCCCCAACCUUCAGUCUCCCGACCUAGAGAGAGCUACAAUCACUUACAGGUCUCUUGGCCUCAGUCAAAACCCUGCCCUCGCCGCCGGGGAGACUCGCAUGCUGCCACCACCUCAUGGGGAGGGAGCUGCGCCUGCGUCGCCUUCUGAACCCCGGACAGCCGCCACCGCCUCCCAGCAGGCCUCCUGUUUGGCCCAAACACCACAAAGAGCAAAGCACCCAAAACUGCGAAAUGUGUUUGCCUCCCCCUUCACCUGACCGUCCAGGACCCUGACGAACCCACCCACACAAGCCUCCCUCCCGCUGGGGCCGGCUUCCCUCCUGGCUCCUACUUGGCACGGUGCGGCCGGCAGGCUGAGGCCGAGGGUGGGCAUGCAGCUUCCUUCAAGUACACCGUGUGUGCUUCGCUGGGCCGGCGCCGCGGACAGCCCGGGACUGCCUCUCUGUGGCUCCCCCCGGCUUCUCCUCUCCUGUGCAGGUGAUGCAGCUGAUCCUGGUCUCCUCUGUCUUUUUCUUUCCCUGCCGCCCUUUAUUUAUCAAGCAUAAUACUACAUGUUAACAGCAAGUAAGAACUUUGUAGAAUCCCACCAGGACUUUGCUAACAAUGAUGUUUGGAAAUGAAAAAAAAAAAAAAAAAACCCCCUGAAAACUAUCGGCCACCAAAAUAGUUUUGUCGGCACUGUGUUCACACGCAUGGUCCCCACACCCCCAGGUUGGGUUUUUUGGGUUUUGUUUUUGUUUUUUGGGGGCUUUUCAUGUUACAUCCAUAUCUGUAUUUAUAUCUUAUUUGUUUCACUUUCAAGUGUAUCAUGGCAAAUGUACAGAUUUUUUUUGUUAAUAAUGUGCUAGGAUUUGCUAAAAAAAAAAACAAACAAAAAAAACCCUUUUGAGUUUGCCCUAGAAUAAAUGAAACUUAAUUCA